AUGUCACUUCAGAAGGGAACUGUCGUGUCCGUCACAACAGUCGAAUCUCCAGACGAGCAGUCACCCCUGUUAGAUGUUAUCCUCAACAUCCGCUACAAGCCAUCAUGCGCUCGGCCGCCGCGUGUUAGUGCGGCUGGCAAGUUUCUUGAGAUGGUAUGCAUGUUCACCACUCGUCUCCGCGUCCUCAGCUGCAAGUCACAGCAUCACAGCUCCAUGUCAGCAUCCUUUGAGCCGCUCUCCGAGACAGGCCGCUUCGUCAAGCUUUACGUGGAACCCAUGUUCCAUUGGUGGGGAGCAAACUUUCGCCUUCUGAUAACGCCCUGUCUCGGAACAGUCGACGUGGUCAACGCAGCUGGUGAGCGGCGGUCAGUCGUCAACGGAGCCUCGCACAAUUACGCUGGAUUAUAUGCAAUCACAGCCGAGUCUGAGGAGCUACAGCGGCUGUGCUUGGACAACCUGCCCGUUUCCGACAGUGACGCGGUUCCUCUGUUGCGGGAUUCUGUCCACGCUGCCAUCGCAGACUUCUUCAACUGUGACUUUUGCUUCACGACAAGUACUGGAUACGGCGCCAACUACGUGGCUCUACCAGCGUUGAUUGAGUCGACUCGGACAGUGGUUUUCAUGGACAGGGCAUGUCAUAACUCUAUAUUCACAGGAGUCUUUCUCGGGCGCUGCUCAGACAUACACAAAUUCAGACACAACGACAUGAUCGACCUGGAGUCGAUGUUGCAAACAUUGCCGCGCAACCUAGAUCGGGAUGUCAUCGUGGUUGUGGAAGGGUUGUACAGUAUGGAUGGAGACAUUCCUCCUCUGGGCGACCUGUGGCGUUUGAAGAGCGAGUACGGAUUCACUCUCUACUGUGACGAGGCGCACUCAUUCCUCUCCAUAGGUAGCACGGGUCUCGGUUGCUUACAACAUUGGAACGAAAACCAUUCCGCGUGGCCUGUGCCCUGGGAUUUAAUCGACAUAAGAACAGGCACUUUGUCAAAAGCAAUUGGCGGUAUCGGUGGAUUCAUCGCCGGGAAGUCUGUCUUCAAAGAGCACAUUCGGAGACACGUCGACCAGGUACAAGACAAAGACCACAUUUCUAUACCAACUUCCACGAUGGUACAGACACUCUUGGUCAUGGAACAGCCACGAAGAAUCUCGCGCAAUCUGCAUCGACUUUCCGAGAUAUCCAAGUUUUGUCGUGCCGAGCUGGAUCGCUUAGGCGUCUGUGUGUACGGAGACGAAACUGGCACUCCUAUACUUCCCGUCUGGGCUGGGAGGCCUAGUGCAUCGGCGAGGCUUUCCUUUGCCUUGCGACAAGCGGGUCUUCUCGCAAGUCCUGUCACUACACCAGCCGUCCCCUUCUGGGAAAGCCGGGUACGAGUGAACCUCUCGGCUGACUACAGCCAUGCCGACGUUGAGAAGCUAAUCAACUCGAUUGUCUCUGCUGUGGAUUCUAUCGGUCUGUCCAGACGAAGACAUGGUCCAUUCUGGGUCAAUGACUUCAAAAGCCUUCCAUCACCCGAGCAUGGAGUGUCUGACGAGGCGAGAAUAUCUUUUGCAAAAGUCAAAAGUCUCAUCGACCAGGCUUCAGUUCACUUGCAGGAAGCCCGCCAGUCGAAAGCGGCAUCUCCACAUCUCCGCCAGUAUCUAGGCGCAGGCUCUGUCGACAGUGGCCACUCAGCUAGGUCAAAGUACGGAAUCGGUGCCGGAUCUGCGCGGUGGAUCUCAGGGACCUAUCCGGUACAUCUGGCUGUUGAGCAGGCCCUUGCCCGUACCCAUGACGUUGAGGCCGCCAUGACAUACGCUGAUGCGACUAUCGGCCUCGCAUCAACCAUUGCCGCGUUGGCCCGUCCUGUCCUCGGCCGCAAAAAGCAUUACAUGCUGUGCCCACAAGCAGCGACCGGAGCCGUUCGAGAUGGAUUGUCACUUAUUCCUCCCAGUCGCAAGGAGGGCGCCAACCAGAAAACCUUGCAAUAUCGAGACGGGCAGCACCUUCUUGAGACAGUCGACCAGCUUGCUCGGCAUAAUGCUUGCUUCACCGUCAUUGUUCAUGCCCAAGAAGCUCAUGUGCUCAAAGGGCUGGCAGAGAUGGCAGGGAAACGUCCAAUAACCAUCCUUCUGCACAGCCCAUCAGGACGUCUCAAUGUUCAACAAGUGCGCACUGAUAUUUCAGCCUCCCGCAGUAACGCGGCAAACGUGCAGGUGUUAUUAUACGGCUCAUUCUACAAGAUAUUGAACGGUCUUCCGGGAGGAUAUUUAGUAGGUUCUGAAGCACUCAUUCGGGAACUGAGGUACACAAGCCGAGGAUAUAUGUAUACUACAUCGACGCCUCCAUUCGUGAUGGCCAUGAUACGUGAGGCUUUAGAAACUGUUCUUGAAACAGCAUGA
This is a messenger RNA of Diaporthe citri, 2379 nucleotides long. RefSeq lists its product as uncharacterized. The record is from RefSeq and is a predicted model, not a curated record. Gene Ontology annotation, cellular component: endoplasmic reticulum. The transcript has 2 exons. Gene Ontology annotation, biological process: sphingosine biosynthetic process; ceramide biosynthetic process. The coding region runs from base 1 to 2379 and encodes 792 amino acids. Lineage: Eukaryota; Fungi; Ascomycota; Sordariomycetes; Diaporthales; Diaporthaceae. Gene Ontology annotation, molecular function: pyridoxal phosphate binding; serine C-palmitoyltransferase activity.